Molecule: messenger RNA, 2072 nt
Organism: Solanum tuberosum (potato)
Lineage: Eukaryota; Viridiplantae; Streptophyta; Magnoliopsida; Solanales; Solanaceae
Exons: 3
Coding region: 1242-1733 (163 amino acids)
Source: RefSeq, a predicted model, not a curated record
UUUACAAAGAGAGACACAAAAAUAAAUUAUCUUCGAGAUAAAAGAAAAGAAAGUCUAUAGUAUGGCGUGGCUCGUAGUUUGAUAAAUUAUAUCGAAGAAAGAGUAAUAAAAGAUUCUUAUUUUCGAUUUUCUUUACAUUUAGAUGUCGAUGGUUUGAUAACAAAUAUUUUCUGGGCUGAUGCUAAAAUGAUAAGGGAUUUUUAGAUUUAUGGAGAAGUUGUAUCGUUUGACACAACAUAUAGAACAAAUAAUGACUAUCGUCCAUUGGCGUUGUUUGUUAGAUUAAAUAAUCAUAGGGAGAUGGUUGUAUUUGGUGCUGCCCUUUUAUAUGAAGAAACAACUGAAGCAUUUGAAUGGCUUUUUAUGUAUUUUUUAGAGCUAUGUCGGCAGGUAAGCCACAAACAUUCAUCACAGAUUAAGAUCCUGCAAUUAGUUUAGCAGUCUCAUUAGUGAUGCGACAAACAUAUCACCGUCUAUGUAUAUGGCACUUGGGACAGAACGCAUGUAAACAUCUUAACCAUAUCUUUAGAGCUCAUAAAUUAUUUUCAAGUGAGUUUAGCAAAUUAUUUUUUUGAUUACGAGUAUGAAGCAGAUUUUCUUAAUGCAUGGGAAGAAAUUCUUGAAAAAUACGAUCUUAAGGAUAAUAAUUGGUUGAAAAACACCUUUGCUAUAAGGGAAAAAUGGCAUGGCAUAUGGUAGAAAUAUAUUUUCAGCUGGUAUGCAAAGUACACAACUGAGUGAAAGUUUCAACGGUUCACUAAGGGGGAGCUACUUGAAAUUUGAUUUAGAUAUUGUACAAUUCUUUAAGCAUUUUCAAAGAACUAUUGAUGAUAAGCGUGCUAAUGAAAGCAAGUCAAAUUUUGACAUGACCCAACAAAUGUCUGUCUUAAAGGUUAAGAUUCCUUUAUUGAUUCAUGUAAGAUAUAUAUAUAUAUACCGCAACCAUAUUUAAUUUGUUCGAGAAGCAAUGGGAAAAGUCAUUACUUGUUUCAAUAAAUGGCUUUCAUGAUGAAGUAGAUUUUCAUAAAUACAAUGUUAGCACACAUGAAAGUGGCAGGGAACAUGCAGUAGUUGUGAAGCAGUCAACAAAGGUACUUUCUUGUAGUUGCAAAUUAUUUGAAUUUUCAGGUGUGUUGUGUGGUCAUGCUCUAAAGAUUUUGAACACUUUAAAUGUCAAGGAUAAGAUUUUCGACCAUUAUAUAUUAAAAAGGUGGACACAAAAUGCUACUAACUUGAUUGAAAUGGAGAUUAAAGAUUUUACAAAGGGAAGUGAUCCAAAAGCUGAAGUUAGUACAAGGUACAUGCAUUUAUGCAAAACCUUUGUCCAAAUUGCGAGUGAAGCUUCUAAGUUCAAAGAAGGAUAUGAAUUGAUUGUGAAGUAUGCCAAUGAGAUAAUUGUGAAGUCGAAGGAAAUAAAAAAUAAACACGAAUCUCAUGAAAACCCAUCAGUUCCAAAUGAAGUUAUUCAUGAUGAGACAAUAUUUGUUGAUAGUCUAAAUGUCACAAAGGUGACAAUAUUAAAGAAGAAGCAACCAACUAGUCUUUCCAAUAGUCGUCCAAAGAGUUUUCUGGAAAAGGCCAAAAAGAAGAGCAAGAUUCAAUCACCUCCAUCACAAACAAUGCAACAUGAUUAUUGGGAGAUGGAAAUUUUUCACAUGGCAUUCUUCAGAACUCUCUCAAGUAUCAUCUCACGGAAGUCUAUCUCAACUCCUAAGAGAUAUUUCAUUUCAUGACUUAAACAAUUACUCUCAAGGUGGAUCGUCAAUAUCAUGAAUCGCGACACUUUAGUUGUUCUCUACUACUUUUAGCCUCGAUUUCUUUACAGAUAAAGAUAGCGACAACUCUUAUUUGUGGUGAAAGUUAGAUUAAUAUUUAUAAAUUUUUCAGUAUUGUUGUUCCUUGUUAGCCAUAUGGACCAUAGGUUGAAGGGUAAAGUUUUCUGCCAACUAAUGUUGUAGUUGGUUUGUAAAUUUCGAGUAUUCCUUAAUGUGGUCAGCCAAUUGGGAUUGUCAUGGUUGGGAUUUACACAAGGGAUUUGGUGACUGUUAGCGUAAUUGUUAUUGAAUUUUUUG